Molecule: messenger RNA, 771 nt
Organism: Nanorana parkeri
Lineage: Eukaryota; Metazoa; Chordata; Amphibia; Anura; Dicroglossidae
Product: olfactory receptor 154-like
Exons: 1
Coding region: 1-771 (256 amino acids)
Biological process (GO): G protein-coupled receptor signaling pathway
Cellular component (GO): membrane
Molecular function (GO): G protein-coupled receptor activity; olfactory receptor activity
Source: RefSeq, a predicted model, not a curated record
AUGUACUUCUUUCUUUCCCACCUUUCUUUUUGUGACAUCAUGAUCAGUACAAAUGUGAGUCCAAAUGCCCUACAAGUCAUUCUUAUAGGCCUAUGUCACAUACCAGCUUUAUCGUGUCAUGCACAGUUAUAUUUCUUUGGUGCCACUGUUAUUACAGAGUGUUGUCUACUGUCAGUAAUGUCAUACGAUCGAUAUUUGGCCAUCUGUGACCCUCUGCACUACUCCUCUAUUAUGAAGCACCCUCUUCCUCAGUUCUUGGCUUCAUUAUGCUGGAUUGUUGGUUUUACUCUUUCAAUGAUUACACAAGUUCUCAUACUUGAAUUGGACUUUUGUGGUCCAAAUGUUAUUGACCACUUUUUCUGUGACCUUGCCCCUGUUUUAGAGCUUGCCUGCUCUGACACCAAAAAAGUUGAAAUUCAUGUUUCUAUUACCGUCUUUAUUAUUGGCAUAUCUCAGUUUCUCUUUGUUGUUGUUACAUAUAUUUGUAUCUUUACCUCCAUUCUCCAAAUGUCUUCUGUCUCUGGCCAACAGAAGACCUUCUCUACAUGUAGCUCCCAUUUGGCAGUGGUGUCUACUUUUUAUGGGACUCUUAUAACACUUUAUAUGGCACCGACAAGAGGAUAUUCACUGAACCUAAACAAAGCUUUAUCUCUUCUCAACACUGUCAUAACACCACUGUUUAAACCGAUUAUUUACAGCCUACGGAAUACAGAAAUAAGGAAUGCUGUGCACAAACUUUUCUUAAGCAGAAACUCAGCUGCACAGAAAUAA